Molecule: messenger RNA, 736 nt
Organism: Insectozyma verbasci
Lineage: Eukaryota; Fungi; Ascomycota; Pichiomycetes; Serinales; Debaryomycetaceae
Source: the annotation of a GenBank genome assembly
AUGGUUUAUUGAUUAAUGGUUGGAUCAAGAUUAGGGUCCCUUUGUUAAAUUUUAGAAACUAGAUUUAAUAAAUCAAUUUUAGGAUUGAUCUAGAUCAUUAAAUCCGAAAGAUGAGGCUGCUUUUUUUUAUAUUGUUGUUGUUCCAAUUCCAAAGACAAAAUUUGGGAGUUAACUGAAAUCCUGAUGUCAAAUUCUUUGGUAGUGAAGCUGAAAAAUUAGAAAAAGGUGCAAUUAUGGCUCACAGAAAAUUUAGAAUUAUUACUUCGUUGCAAAAAAUGAAAUAUUUUAGCUUGGAAGAAAAAGAAACUACUGAGUUUUUAUGGAAAGCUUAUCCAGAACUUCAAUUUUGUUAUCUUGAUGAAGAAGUUGAUGAAAAAACUAGUGGAAAUUGUUUAUAUUAAGCAUUAGUUGAUGGUAGUUGUAUCAUUUAAGAAACAUUGAAAGAGAGCCAAAAUAUAGAAUUAGAUUAUCAGGAAAUCCAAUUUUAGGCGAUCGUAAAGCUGAAAUUCAAAAUCAUUCUUUGAGCCUUUCCAGAGGUAAAAAUGUUCCAUUAGUUGACGCAAAUCAAGAUAAAUAUUUGGAAGAAUGUUUGAAGAAUAAAAGUAUUUUAGCUGUGAUUGAAGAACCAUUAGAUCCUUAUGUUAAUACCUUAGAAGACAAAUCUGUAGUUAACUUUUGUAUUAGAUACGUAAAGUAUCAAGUAUUUAUGAAUACAGAUCUACAACCAGAUGCAUGA